GAGUAUCGUUUAUGGCAAUAUCUGCAGAGACAGGUGAAAUGAUGGGUGCCGCGUUGAAUAGCACAGUGUGCAGGAGUAACGAAAUAAAACAAUACGGUGACGAGAACAAAAGUUCGAAAUAUAAUGAUAUUAUGGUUAUCUUAGACAAAGCUGGACGAGAAACUGAUGUUUUUGGGCAGUAUCCAAACAUAGAUCGUAUGAUGGAGUUAAAGAUUAUUACAGUUAAUGAGGAAUAUAGAGGACUUGGGAUUUGCAAAGCCCUCAUCAAUAAGUCUAAAGAGUUGGCAUUGGAGUUAGGGUAUCAAAUGAUGUACGUGGAGUGCUCCAGUCAUUUUACUGCAAAAGCUGCUGAAAGACUUGGAUUUCAAUGCAUAUAUUCGUUGUCUUAUUUGGAUUACGUGAACAAGCAGGGUGAAGUGGUGUUCAAGACACAGCCUCCUCACACAAUUUUCAAAAUCCAUGUGUUACUUCUCUAAUAUAUAAUCAAUAUUUAUCAACCUUUCAUAAUUCAUAUAACGAAUUAAUGAAAUAGCUAAUUUAUUUUAUUAAAUGUCGAAAAGUUUGAGGUUUUUUUCUAUAACGAAUUUUUAUUUGUUAUAGAAAUUGGGAUUUUUUUUUUAAUCUAAAAAAAAACAUUGAAUUAUUUACAUUUAAAAAAGAUAUAUAUUAUUUUAUUAACUCGUUAUGAAUUAUGCUUUUUAGUGAUAAGAAAAAUAGUUUUUUGCCAAAAAUUACAUGGUAAAAAUUAAAGAAAAUGUUGAUAUUGAUGAUCUUAAAAA
This is a messenger RNA of Acyrthosiphon pisum (pea aphid), 779 nucleotides long. It is a transcript of the gene AANAT4, whose product is annotated as dopamine N acetyltransferase-like. The record is from RefSeq and is a predicted model, not a curated record. Lineage: Eukaryota; Metazoa; Arthropoda; Insecta; Hemiptera; Aphididae. Gene Ontology annotation, molecular function: N-acetyltransferase activity.